AUGACGGAAGAGGACCGAGUCGAUAUCGCCGAGGAAGUCAAUCCACCAGUCCCGGCUCACUCUCAGCCGCCCUCGAUGCAUGCUCCGCCGCCUCUGACUCCCGCGAGCGUACCACUGGCAUAUUCAGGCGCCCCUUCGACGCAUCUCCCACCCCCAACAUCUUUAGGGGCACCCCUUCCACGAGUCCCACCGGCGUCAUCCACCUCCGACGACCACGCUCGCAUCGUGGCACUCGAGGGCACAGUUAACCAACUAGCUGCUAGCAUGACCACCAACAUGGCCAAACUGUUCGCCCUACUCAGAGGACCGAACCGUGCAUCCUCGCGCUCCACACCUCCUUCGGGACAAGGGCUAACAGUCGACUCGACCUCUUGGAUUCCACCGACCCAAGUUCCGAAGAAUACGGAUGCUCCCGCCCCACCAACAACGCACACGUCCACGAUUCACCCGUUCACCAGCCCCUUUCCGCCGCCACCGGCUCCCAUGGCCGUCCCUCUUCCACUGGCAGCAUUAUUAUCUUCGAAUCAGGUCUUGUCUGCGCCACCACCUGUCUCCAUGCCUGCCCCAGCCGUAGUCUAUACCGUCCCUCCGCCGAUGGUUUUUCUGGCGUCAAGCGUACCUGCUCCAGCUCACCUUCAAGCCCCAGAACUUCCUCCCUACCCGUCUCUACAACCCCACGUUAGCCUCCCUUACCAAGCACCACCUCCUAUAAAUACCACCUUCCUCGAACCGGGCACACCAACUCACGCGGCCCAGUUCGCUUCACCGACGCACUUUCUCCCCGAGGUUGACGUUGAGCAGGAACGUAGACUCAAGAGAAUGGAAGAGACGAUAAGAGCCCUGCAAGCGAAUGAGACUCAUCCCCGACGCACGCUAUGGCGAUUGUAG
Messenger RNA from Punica granatum (pomegranate), 888 nucleotides. Lineage: Eukaryota; Viridiplantae; Streptophyta; Magnoliopsida; Myrtales; Lythraceae. The record is from RefSeq and is a predicted model, not a curated record.